AUGGUACCUGCCGUUGAACCUGGCCUGGCCUGGAAAGUGAAAGACUGGCUGGUGUUCCAACUUCCACUAUCGAAGGCUGCACUAGCCCUUGCAACAUGUCUCGUCCCAGCAGCCGCAGUCUAUCAGGAUGAGGCCUACCACAUCGACUUUCACUACGCUCUUCUAGGCUUGCCCGAACCCGAGGCUACCUUUUUCCAGAAGCCCUAUGCCGGCUCCAAGGCAUCCCUCUUAUACUCGCUCUCGCAAAAUCAGACGAUCGGCGCCGUCAAUCCCAAGGAUGGUGCUUUAGUCUGGCGGCAGCACUUCUCGUUAGAGCCCCACAGCAAAGGCCACCUGCGCUCAGGGAUUGAGCAGGAUACAGUCAUCAGUGCCGUGGGGGAUCGCAUCACAGCAUGGAGCGCCUCGGAUGGACGGCUGGUGUGGGAAACUGUCGUGGAUGGGGCUGUGGUGGAAGACUUGGAGAUCCUGGAGCAGGAAGAUGGCAUGACCAUCAAUGAAGCCAAGGACGCGAUUGUCCUACUUUCAGAUACAACACAUGGCGUCAAGAGACUCGAUGGAAAAACUGGCCGAGUGAAGUGGACAUAUGAGGAUCCGAGCGGAGAUACCCCAUUCCAGAUCUCGACUUCUCCAACGACCGUCUACUACAUCUCCCUCCACUCGCCAUUGCUUGGAGGCUCCAAGCUGAGGGUCACUUCUCUCAGUCCGACCACCGGCAAGAAACUUGACCAGUAUACACUGAGCUCGGAUACCGAAAUUUCGACAAAAGACAACAUUCUCUUUGCUGGAGCGAACACUGCGGCGCCCCUCAUUGCAUGGACUGAUAAGGCGAAUCAACUCCUCAAAGUGAACAUCAUUGGAUCCAAGAGUAUAUCGAGCUUUGACACACCGGCCGAUGAGGCAGUCGAGAAGAUCCUCCUACAUGCGCCCAACCACGUCAACUCUCUUGCCCACUUUCUGGUCGAGUACCAGACAGCGCACGGCCAAUCCGCAGAAGUCUUUCAUGUCGAUCUCAAGAAGAAUACCAUCUAUAAGGCUUAUAGCCUUCCCAAGCUGAAGAGCAAGGGCACUUUCGCGACCAGCACCUCGGAUGCGAAUGUCUACUUCACAAGGAUCACCGAGGACGAAAUUGCUGUCUAUGGAUCAGUUUCUCAUGCAGUACUGGGCCGAUGGAACAUCAGGAGCUCGCUUGCUCUAGCGGGAGCAUACCCUGUCCACGGUCAAUCCGAGGUCGUUGUGAAGGCAGGCACUGCAAGUGCGGUACGCUCCGCAGUCCUGUACUCCAAUGGACAAUGGGCACUUUUUCGCAAUGGCGAGCUAGCCUGGACCAGGCCAGAGUUUCUAUCCCGGACGGCAUCAGCUGUAUGGGCAGGUCUACCUGCAGGUGAGGCACUUGCCGAAGUAUUGGCAGAGGAGAGUCAUCGCAACGCCAUUUCUGCCUAUGUUCACCGUGUCCAGAGGCAUAUUCAGGACCUGAAGUACUUCCCAGCCUGGGUGCAGAGCAUUCCCCCGCGUCUAGUGGGCAGUGUACUUGGAAAGAGCAAGGAGACUACCGUCGAUGACAUCCAACAUGACACCUUCGGCUUCCACAAACUUGUUGUUGUCGCAACUGAAACGGGACGUCUUGCUGCGCUUGAUGUGGGCUCGCGGGGCAAAAUACUAUGGAACGUCGACCUGACCCAGUUUUCACCCAAUACAAUCUUCCAGCACCCAAUCCUGAAGGCUCACAGUGGCUAUGUUGAAAUAAAAGAUCCUGGAUUGGAGGGAUCAAUCUACGUUAACUCAACUACUGGUAGCCGGAUCACUUCUCAGAGCAUCAAAACUCGUACGACUCUGGUGUCCGAGGGACAGACUCUUGUUGCCUUUGAGCUCGCAGAGGGAACUUUAAGAGGUUUCCUGGAAAAUCAACCCACUUCUGAGCCUGUCUGGAGUUUUGCGCCUGUCUUUGGAGAGCAAAUCGUCAGCUAUACCGCCCGACCCAUGCAGGACCCAGUUGCCUCCAUUGGCAGGGUACUGGGAGAUAGAAAGGUACUUUACAAGUACUUAAACCCCAAUCUAGUUUGGGUUACUGCCGUUGCAAAGCGCACUGCAUCCAUCUACCUACUCGAUUCUGCAUCUGGACAAUUGCUCCACACCAUGUCACAUGACAAUGUAGACACUUCCCGUCCCAUCCCAGCUACGAUAUCAGAGAAUUGGUUCGCCUAUGCGUUGACCAUCGAUGGUACUUCUGGGGCUGCUUCCAGGGGCUAUCAAUUGGUCGUCUCGGAUCUUUACGAAUCUCCUCUCCCAGACGACAGAGGUCCACUUGGAGCUGCCAAUAACGCCUCCCUUGUUCAGCCAUCAGAUGCUGCGGGUGACGCUGUGAAGCCUCAUGUAUUGUCACAAAGUUGCCAGGUCCCUGCAGAGAUUUCUCGCAUGGCUGUCACCAAAACAAGGCAGGGUAUUACAAGCCGUGAGCUUCUUGUCGCACUUCCAUCGAUCAAUUCAAUCAUUGGCAUUCCGCGAUCUUUCAUCGACCCACGCCGGCCAGUCGGUCGUGAUCCUAGUCCUCAAGAGCAAAUGGAAGGUUUGAUCCGGUACACGCCUCUAAUCAGCUUCGACCCGAAGUGGCAUCUCACUCACAGCUACGAAGUUGUCGGUGUAAAGGACAUUAUUGCCAGUGAGAGCGGGAUUGAGAGUACGAGCUUAGUGUUCGCAUAUGGCCUGGAUAUUUUUGGAACCCGUGUCGCACCAAGUUUCGCAUUCGAUAUCUUGGGCAAGGGCUUCAACAAGAUCUCUAUGAUCAUGACUGUUGUGGGACUCUUCAUUGGAGUUCUGUUCGUGGCGCCACUUGUCAGGAGAAAGCAGAUCAACGCCAUGUGGACGAUGUGA
Messenger RNA from Plenodomus lingam JN3, 2868 nucleotides. RefSeq lists its product as uncharacterized. Gene Ontology annotation, molecular function: protein binding. The record is from RefSeq and is a predicted model, not a curated record. Lineage: Eukaryota; Fungi; Ascomycota; Dothideomycetes; Pleosporales; Leptosphaeriaceae. Gene Ontology annotation, cellular component: EMC complex. Gene Ontology annotation, biological process: protein folding in endoplasmic reticulum.